Messenger RNA from Dermacentor albipictus, 7267 nucleotides. RefSeq names its product rootletin-like. Lineage: Eukaryota; Metazoa; Arthropoda; Arachnida; Ixodida; Ixodidae. Gene Ontology annotation, cellular component: cytoskeleton. The record is from RefSeq and is a predicted model, not a curated record.
GCGCUAAACUUGAUUGUCGAGCGCGCGUAUGGUUGCGUAACUAGUGGCAGCGCGUUUUCAAAUAUCGAAGUUUUUCUGGCGCAUUCUGAUGCCGUGACAACCAGUGUGUGGUGACUCGAAGCACAGCGCGGGCACUCCGGUAGCGUUCUAUGGGUGAGUCUGGCAACAGCAGUGGCAGUGAGGAGCACUACAGCUCAGCUGAAGAUGACAAGGAAUGGAGUGAGAACCAUGGCAGUGCCAGUGACGUGGACCAUGCUCAGCGGGUUAGUUCCAUAGUUGAGGGCCAUCAUCAUCAUUUCUCGCUCCGGCCGCCGGCGGCCUCAAGACCGCUGUCGGUACCCGUUGCGCAGCCAGCGUCCAACAUGGGCGGCAUGGAGGAGUCCCGCUGCGUGCGCCACCGCAUCCGGCAGUGGGAGGCCCGGGCGGAACCGCUGCCCCCGGUGCCCAGUCGUCGCUGCAGCCUCCUUGAGAGUGCUUUGGGCCAGUGCCCCUGCAGGCAACAGGUGUUGGAAGACGAGCCAGAGGAGCAGCAUCCGGCUGAUCUGCCUUCAGCUCUGGCGGCCCUGGAAGCAGAGCGGCAGAGAUGCCGUGAGCUGGUGCGCCUCAACGUUGUUCUGCGUGAGCACCUGGAGAUCACAACACGCACCAAUGAGGAGCUCACAAGCGAAGUUCAUGAGCUUACCGAGGAAUGGCGGCAAGCAGACCGCUCACAGUCUGGAGAUCGGCCACAGGGCCUGGAGUCUCGACUCUUUGUGGUGUCCCAGUGGCAGCAGGACUUGGCCCGCUUGCGGCAAGACCUCGCCCAGCUGCGCCAGGCGGUGUGUACUGACCUCUCUGACUUAGGAGGGGCGCUCGCAACAGCCUGGCAGCACUGGGCCACACAGGCUGAGCUGACUGGUACAACGGCAGACAGGCAGAACCUCUCCCAGCAGAUAGCUGGUGACCUGAACAGGCAGGUAGAAGCAUUGAAUGCCGAGAAUGAUCGCCUGCAGCGAGCACUUGACCAAGCUAGCCACCUGGCCCAUGAACAGCGCCAGGCACUCGACCUCAGCAGCUGUGAAGUGGACCGUCUGCGGGGUGAGGUGUCCGAGCUGCAGACCAAGCUGACACGAUCGAAUGACACGCAGCUGCAGUGCCGAAAUGAAGAGAGUAGCCUGCGGGUGCAGCUAGACCAGCAACGCACGUCUGCGCAGCGUGAGCUGGAGGCCUUGCGUGCUGCACUGCGUCGCACGCAGGAGCUCAACGACCGACUGGAGGCCGAAAGGGAUGCCCAGCAGGCUGCACGAAAGGCACUGAACGUCUCGUCGGAGCAGCUGGAACGGCAGGCACGGGAGAGCACAGUUCGCCUGGAGUCGCUCCUGCGGGAGAGCGAGUCUCAUCAGGCGGAACUGCGGCAGGAGUUGAAUGGCAAGCACCACGAGCUGCUUGAUGCCCGUGCUGCCCACCUCGAGGCGAUGUCCCGCGCAGACGCUUUGUCCAAGGACAUGGACGAGCUGCAGGAGCAGCUGUCUGUGUUGCGGCGGGAUCGGGAGGCGCAGGCAGUGCAGCAGGCAGAGGCGCUGGCACGGCAGAUUGCCUCGCAGGAGAAGCUGCAGCAGCAGGCCCGCUCCGAGAGGGAGACACUCGAGGAAGCGGUGCAGCGCGCCCAGGCAAAAGCGGAGGCCCAGGCGGAAGCAUGUCUCCGGGCCCGCAAGGACAUAGACGCCCUGCAAGGUCGGCUGUCUGAAGAGAGAGCAGCGCACCAGGAGGCACUGGCCAAGCAUGACCAGGAGCUGGCCCGGGUUCAAAGUGAGCACCGCACCGAGCUGCAGCGGCUGCGCGCAGAGCAUGAAGCCUUGUCAAGCCGGAUUCUCGAAGAGCAGGGCAAGCUGAGGCAUCAACUGUCCGAGCAGCUGCGGCAGCAGAGAGAUACGUGCACUGAGCUCCAGAAGCGUCUGAACGCAGAAGCUGAUGCGUUCCGCCAGAGGACCGAGCAGUUGGAAUCAUUAGGACGCCAGGCCAAGGCAGCGCACGAGGAGGAGCGCAAGCUGCUUGUCCGGGGCCUGGCUCUCUGCCGCAACCAGCUGCCAACGUUGCGGCAUCAGCUUGCCUCCCUGAGGGCACAGGCCAGCCAGGAUUCCCUGCAGCCACACCUUAGCCGCCUCAGGGAAGCCUUUGUGCGUUUGGUCGAACAGGAGCGAAGCUUGCAAGAGCAGCGGAGGCAGGCAGGCAACCAUGCAGCACAGCUGCAGGAACAACUUGAACAGGCUCGCCUCAGGAUUGAAAAGUUGGAGGCUGAAAUUGUGACAGCCACCCGACAGAUCUCGGAUGUUCGCCGAUCACACGACGAGGAGCGGGAACAGCUAAGCCAUCUGGUGGCUGAACUGCGUGAAACUGUCGACAAGACAACAAGUGCAAAAGAUGCUGCACAACGGGAUGCUGCUGAGAGAUUUCGAGAGCUGGAAUCCCUACGAGCCGAGCUGGCUGCUGAGUGUUCCCGUCUGUGGGAGGCACACGAGGAAGAGCAGCGGGUCCAGCGAGCCGAGGCCGAUGCCAAGCUGCAGCGGGAGGGGGCCUUCUGGAAGGCCAAGGUGUCACUGCACGAGUCGGAGGUGCGCGCCGCCCGUGCCCAGGCCUCCCAGCUGCAGGAGCAGCUGCAGGAGGUGCGUGAGCGGCUCGCCCGUGAGCAGGCCUCCCACCGGGCACAGGCGGGCCAGGCGGCACUGCAGCGCACGCAGGACCAGGCCGACUGGCAGCGUCGUCUGCUGCACGAGGGCCAGGAUCUACACCAGACGCGGCUGGCCCUGAGUGCAGCGCAGGGCAAGGCCAGUGCACUGGAAGCACACCUGGAGGCAGUCGCAGAAUCGCGCCAGAGAACAGAGACCGUGCUGUCCUCACUGCUCAGUGCUCUACGCUGUGCGCUGGGUGUGCCGGCGCCCCGUGAGGUCGAGGCUGGCGGCACAGAGGAAGAGCAGCUGGUAGUCGGCGCUGUCCAGGGUCUCGUUAGCAAGGUCUCAUCUCUGGCCAGUGACAAGGAGAAACUGGCGGCCGAAGCCGAGCGGUGUCGCCGAGAGCAGCGGGAACUGCGGGAUCAGCUUGUGACCACUGCCAGCGACCUGAGUCGGCUCAAGGCUGACCGAGAGCGGCUCAAUGCAGAUAAUGUGCAGCUCCAAAAGCAGACGUCCCAGCAGGAGGAAGAGGCGUCGCGGCUGCGCCUCGAGCUGAAGACGGUGCAGUUGGAGCUCUCCUCCCUGCACACUCAGCUGGAGGAGAGCACACGACGGCUGGAGCUGCAGUCACAACAGCUAGAACGGCUCAAGGCAUCGUCCCGAGACCAGUUGCUGGAAGCACAGCUGUCCGAGAAGCAGGCUGAGUUGGAACUGGCUCAGGCUCGGCUAGGACACUUGCAGCGCUGCCUAACAGUCAGCCACAGCCAGCAGCAGAAGGCGGCAGAGAAAAGCGAGGAGCUGGCCAGGACUGCUGGUGAUGCAACCGUGCAUAAGGUGGAGCAUCUGCAGAAGCAACUAGCCUCCGAGCAACUGCGGUCAGAGCGGCUGGCUGAGCGGGAGCGUGCUCUGGAGGCCCAGCUGCACAGCGCCGAAACGAUAGCAGACAGCCUCCGCGAUGAGAGCAAGCGCAUCUGUGCCGAGCUGGAGUCAAUGCGGCGAGAGAAAAACAGCCUGGAGGCCAAGUUUUCAGCUGUAGCUGUGCAGUUAGCUGAGUCAGAGGCUGCCAAACAACGGCUGCACCGGCAGAAGACACUAACAAGCUCAGAAGAAGGACGGCGCCUUCGGGAGGAGAACCGCUGCCUGGAGCAGGAAUUGGGCCGUCUACGCCAUCAGCUGUCACGCACUGUGGAUGCCAUGUUUGUCCCCCAGCCACGCACCAGCACUCCGAAGAAGCGUGAAGCACCCGACGGCCAGAGCCUACACCGUGGCCCAGAGGCUCCUACAUUUCGUACGCACCAGUUGGAGGCCCACCUACGCACAACACUCCAGUUGGACGUGAGUCGCAGCAACCGUGUUGAUGCAGACCAGUCUUCUCAGGGUCGGGGUGAUGGCCUCAGUGCUGAGCUCGAGCGAUCGCUGCAUGCGGUCGCUCAACGGCCCGAUCGGCUGCGCUCCGAGUCGCGGCGCUUGGAGCGAGCACUGGACCUUGAGACCACCACCACUGCUACGCCAGUUGGAGGCGGCAGUAUUGCAUCACCAUCUGCCAAAGUGCCGCCCGCCCCAUCAUCAUAGUCAGUGUGCCACCACUUGCGCCCAUGAACGACGGCCAACAAACAUAACCACUUGCCUGCCUUCGUGCUGUGCCAAGCUUAAAUGUCAUCACAGCAACAUUCCUUUGGUGACAGUCAGCAGUGAGGCCUCGGAACAUUUGUGUACCAAGUGGCAACCCAAACUGCCGUCACUGCCCUGUGGUUCAUGACUUGACCAUCUUGUGUUUGCCGUAUGGGAUGUCAACUCUUGGAAUGCUGUGGCCUGUGACAGGAAGCCAGCACAUUUGCUGUGCCGCUUUUUAUUUGAGGGUGUUUUUGUUCUGUUGGCAGAUGUUGUAAAAGUGCUGCUUCUGUGCCCAUCUGAUGGCUUUCUGUGGCUUAAAGCGGGCUCAUCUCUCGCCAUAGAUAAGGCAGUAUAUUUAAUCAAAUUUCCUUAAACUAGCAUUUGGUGAAUGAACCCAUACACUGCCUGUUCGAAAUAGGUGAUCUGGAAGUUAAGUUUGAGUAAAAUUGUGUGUGCAACAUAAUUAACAGCUUUUGCAUGGAACCUCAUUAAUUGAAAUUCCACAAGCAGCCGCGAAUCUGUUCGAAUAAAGUGAUGUGUGUUAUUCGAGGGCACGAUCAUGCACGAUGCGAAUUAGCGGAAGAUCCCGCACCCAUCCACGGUGUGUGGGCCAUAUAGGUAAUACUCGAUAUCACAGUGCUUACGCACAACUUGCUCUAGCCAAAGGAGUUUUUGGGCUCGCUCGAAUAAUCGGACAUUUUCACAGCACUGCCCACUGCCCUGUGCUCCGUUGGAACAGUUCCAUUCUAUGGACUACCAAAGUACUGCUUCUCAAAUAUUUUUGUAUAAAGCACGUAACCAGUUGCAUUUCCCAAGGUAGGGCAUUUCUCAGCCUUUAGAGAGCUGUUUGGUGAGUAGUGAUUAUACUAUUUCAAAGUGAUUAUUUUGAUUUAAUCAACACCCAAGGCGCUAUGCUAAGUCUAGAUCAUGGCAUUAUCUCAAAAAAGAUUUUUCAACUACUUUUUCCAUCUAUGUUAUCUGUGGUCAAUGUUCCUGCUGUGACUGUAUCCAAAUUUCAGUCCAGUCGGCCAGCAAGCUGCAGAAGCCGAGCUUGCAUGUGCACCGCUCUGCUGCCAGGAGGUGCAACAAAAGAAGGUUGCAUAUUGUCACAAGCCGCCCCUUGAUUUUAUGGGCUGCCAACUUUGCCAGCAAUAUGCAAUUGCAUCAUGCUCCAUUUGCCAAGUCAUGAUUGACUACAUCGAGAAACGUGAAAUGCUUGAGCCACGGAUAUUUUAGCAGAUGUUCCCACAUUUUUUGCGCAAGACUGUUCGUUGAUAUCAGAGGUAGUUAUGAUUGGUCACACCAAUAAUGGCAUCUAGCAAGUUUCCAGUGGCUGCCAACAGCAGGCAUUUGUGUGGCGUGCCGCACAUAUUGAAAUGCUGCAGGGCUACUUGAUUUAAUUUCUGGCUCUAUGCAACAUAAAAUAUGCUAAAAUUACAUGUCUUCCGGAGCACUCGAUUCUUUGAAUAUUUUACAGUCCAUUUCAGGUAAGACAUAUUGGUUAGCGACUGUGCAUGCUAACCAAUAUGCAAACCAAUAUGUGAUGCCAGAGGUCAAAAGUGUUGUCCUCCGGCAUCAUCUGACAGCUUCGCCGACAACAUGCGGAUGACAAAGCUAUCCGCAAACAGGGCUCGUGAGGCUGCUGUGUUAGAUAUUGUCAAAUUUGCCAUCUUGUCAUCUUGUAGAAAAUCGCAGGAUGGCUACGCCUUGCCUUAUUGGUUCAAAGAAACCAACAUGGUGGCAUUUGACAGUGUCCAGAAUAUCACUGCUUGUUGAUGUUGUCGGUGGCGACAGUAAGGACUGCCAAUCAGAUGAGCCCUGCCCCCAUGCUAUGGUGGCAAUCACAUUGGUGCCAGUGUCAAAGUGCUCUGCAUGAUCUGAACGAUGAUCAGUGUGUUUCGUAAAAUUCAGAAACACUGGUGCAGUUUUUUCCAGACUGGUCGUUUUAACACCCAGUGGAGGGGGAUCUUGUUAGGUGGCCCUCCACAGUGCAUCAUUCGCUUUCGACAAUAAUUGGUGCUUGACACCAAAACAAACCUGCUGGAAUUGACCGUUGCGUGUCUUCAGUGGUUCUACCAAUACCAAAGCCUCCUCUGUACUAAUGCAUAGGACUUUCACAGGACACGAGUGUCUGUGAAUUCGAAUUAAGCAAGUUUGAAUUAACAAGGUUCUAAUGUAAAAAAAGAUCCUUGUUCAUUUGCUGUUGAUCUUUUUCUUUUUUUUCAAGUUGGAAAAAGCAUUUCUGUAGUUGAUUCGUAAGCUUUUCCUCACAAAGUAUUAAUAUCUACCAAAACUUGGAAGAGUGUGCACCAAGUUGCACUCACCAUACUUGCUGUGCUGCCUUUGUUGGAGAAAGCCGGUGCUCGCGCUGGGUCAUCAUGAAUGUGAACACAUUUUUCAAUUUUUCCUGAAAUGUUGACUAAUGAUUGCUUAUAUUGUAUGAGCAAAGUGGGAUUAAAACACUAUCAUCAUUGUUGCUGUGCUGCAGUGCAUGCAUGCUGUAGCAUUUUAUUAAAACUGGUGGUUACUUUAGUGCAAUCAGUAGCAUAGAGGGAGAUGGCGACGUCAGGAAGAAGAUAUCACUGCCAUCACUCAAUUUGUACCAUAAUGGGCUUUUUAGUUUUAACAUUUCACUAUAACUAAUAGAAUUUUUAAAAAUUUUACUAUUGCUGUUAAUAAUUUUCUCCACAUUGUUUCUGCUCGUUCAGUUUGCAUGUCUUGCUCAGCGAGCUAAUCAUUGUUAGCACACAGUAUCAAUCACCAUUUUGUAGUAUCAUCAUGUUAAACGCAUUCAUUGGAAGUUUGAGUGCUCUUUCUAUCAGUGCAAUAUCCACUUGCUUUGCAAACACUUGUUCACUUAUAGUGUGCGAAAAUAUGAAUAGUGCUCUUGUGUCACACACAUAGUAAUAAUAAACAUUUGUAACAUAGAAUGUUCAGAUAAUGUUGCAAUUGAUGCUGCAUGAGAUGUGCUGUUUCUAUUCAAUAAAUUCAUGUUUAAUUUUGUU